CACCAAGCACCAAAACCAUGGUUGAGAAGCCAAAGAAAGAGAAUGUUGAAAAGAUGGAGCUUGGAAAAUUCACUACCAGCCAACUGUGCCUACAGCACAUGUAGGGGGUGACCAGUCAAAAGGAGACAAUUCCAGCCCCCUAACGUGUAUGAAACCAAAUAUUCAAAAUCCCCUAAUGAAAUUCUCUAUCCAUCAUGAUACUCAGAUAAUUUUCCAACAACUAGAACCAUGGAAAACCCAAGACAUGAGAUAAUUGAGUAGGAAUCUUAAAGAUGAGAAGGGCAAUUGAUGUAGAAAUCGAUCAUUUUAAUCAAGAUGCAAUAAAUUCAAGAUUUGAUCUAUUGAUUUUGUGUUUGAUUGUUGAUUCCACUUUUCAGAAAUUUUAGUUAAGUUGAAUGGUGGUUUCAUGAAUCUUGUAUUUUUAUUCUUUGUCUAUCAGGGGGAAAAAAUAUCCUAUUUGUCUUCUUGAUUAAUUUAUUUCACGAAGGGUCUAAUAAUGAUUUCAUUGAAUGCAACUGGGGAGAAAAUAAUAUUUAAUCUCCUUUGAUUUCAAGAAUCUUGUAUCUUUUUUAAGCUGAGGAGAAAAUACUGAAGAGAGAGAAGGACAUGCUAAGAGAAUCCCAAUCCCAAAGCACUGAACUGAUCAAAAGGCUAGAAUUUGAUAUAAAGUCACUAUUGGAAGCUCGCUUAGAAGACAGAAAAUACAUUCAGGAGUUGGAAACCGAAGUUAGGCACUAUUCUGUGAACAUGGGACACUUGCAUGAUCAACUGAACCUGAGGAGUGUAGAAGCAAAUUGUUUGGGUGAGCAUGUGCACAGCCUUGAGAUGAAGCUAGCAGAGUUUGGAAACUUAAAUGACAAAGUGAAAAAGCUGAGGGAGGAGCUGGAGAAAUCUGAAUCUGAGCGCAUGUUCUUGAUGCAAGAAUUGGAGAACAGAGAAGGGGAGUUGCAUGAUUCAAGAUUGUAUAUUGAGAAACUGGAUGAGUCAAUUUCAUCUAUGGCAUUGGAAUACCAGUGUGAAAUAGAGAGCACGAAGCUUGAUCUGAUCACCUUGGAGCAGAGGUCCUUUGAGGCAAAGAAAUUUCAUGAAGCAACUGACCAAGAAAAAUCUCAGGUGGAUGAGUUAAUGGAAGAGUUUGAAGUCCAGUUUCAGAAUGCCCAGAAAAUGAUUGAAUGUUUGGAGAAGGAGAACAAAGAUUUGAAAGAGAAGCUAGGAGUAACAGAGAGGAAUGCUCAAAUAUUUUGUCAAAAGGUUGGAGAACGCCUUGGAAAAUGGCUGGAAAACAAGAAGAGAUUUAGACACGGUAUUCAAUCUUCUGGGAGUAAGCUGGAGAAUCUGUUUUCUGCAUCAGAAGAUAUGAGCACUUGUGAGGAAGUUUUGGGCCCACUCCUCUCAAAAAUGGCUGUUGUAGCUGCUUUAGAUGAAGAUUUAAAGGAGGAGAUGGAGAAGAUGUCACAUCAGAUCCAUGAAUAUGAGCUUAUUGUGGAGCAGCUCAAGGAAGAACUGAAGGAAGAGAAAUUCAAGGCAAAGGAAGAGGCAGAAGACCUAACUCAGGAAAUGGCCGAGUUGAGGUACCAAAUUAUGGACAUGCUUGAACAAGAGUGCAAACGCCGUGCUUUCAUUGAACAAGUAUCCCUACGAAGAAUAGCUGAGUUAGAGGAACAGGUUCGCAAAGAACAGAGAAAGUCUUCUAUUGCCACCAGUCAACUUCGUGAAAUGCAGAAAUUAGCUGAAUCAAGAUCCAUGGAGGUUUAUGGUGUAGAAAAUGUUUGGGAGGGACUAAGCAUAUAUCCACAGAGAGACGAAGUGUGCAGCUGCGGGAACUGCCCAAUCUCAAGAAAUAUUUCUGUUUCUUGUCAAACAGAAGAGCCUGUUAAAGCCGAGCCUUCUGAAUUGGAUUCAACUGAUGAUUACACUAUCUCUAGAGCAGCCAUAACAUGGCAUUCAAAUGACAAUGAACUAUUACAGAGAGAGAGAGAAAUUCCAAAAACCCAGACAUUGAAACAGAAAUUUGGAUUGAUGCAAUAUGAAUGAAAUUCUGAAAAAAGCAUCUGUCAUGUUGUAGCUGUAUCAUUGGAUC
This is a messenger RNA of Telopea speciosissima, 2080 nucleotides long. Its product is annotated as myosin-16-like. The coding region runs from base 607 to 2034 and encodes 475 amino acids. The transcript has 8 exons. The record is from RefSeq and is a predicted model, not a curated record. Lineage: Eukaryota; Viridiplantae; Streptophyta; Magnoliopsida; Proteales; Proteaceae.